AAGUGCAGAGAAAGGAAAAAGUCUAGACAUUGCAUACACGCACAAAAUCCUCUUUCGUCACUCCUCUCCUAGGUUUCUUCUUCUCUCUCUAACUUUCUUCUCUGCUAUCUCUCUUUCUCUCUCCUGCAAUGGCUGUUCCGAAAUGCGAAUUUCACAAUUAGGGCUCAUGUGGGGAAAUAUAAUUGAUCGCUACUGAAAACCGCGUUAAGAUGUAAUUUUAGGGGGCUUUCAAGGGUUAUCUCGACGGGAAAUCGAGUUUGUUGCGGACUGCUUUUUUCUUGUAAUUAAAUCUAGAAUUGGUGUUAGGGUUUUGUCGCGCAUGAAGGGUCCGCUGGAUCGAACGAAGGUGGUGCUGCGGCACUUGCCGCCCACGAUUUCUCAGUCAAACCUCGUCGACCAUAUUGAUUCUCGCUUCUCCGGCCGCUACCAUUGGUUUUCUUUUCGCCCCGGAAAAUCUAGCCCAAAGCAUCUAAAAUAUGCUAGAGCUUACAUUGACUUUAACAAGCCGGAUGAUGUAAUUGAGUUUGCUGAGGUUUUUAAGGGGCAUGUCUUUGUUAAUGAGAAAGGAACACAGUUUAGAACAAUUGUUGAGUAUGCUCCUUCACAACGUGUUCCGAAACAGUGGUCCAAGAAGGAUGGCCGUGAAGGGACUAUAUUGAAAGAUCCUGAAUACUUGGAGUUCCUUGAAUUUCUUGCAAAGCCCGUGGAGAAUCUUCCCAGUGCAGAGAUACAGUUGGAGAGGAAGGAAGCAGAACGAGCUGGUGCUCCAAAGGAAGGUCCUAUAGUCACCCCGUUAAUGGACUUUGUUCGUCAGAAAAGAGCUGCAAAGGGUGGAGCUCGGAGGACUGUGUUGAAUGGGAAGUCAUCUAGAAGAGCUGGUGGAAUGCCAUCUAGAAAUCCGGUCUCUGGUUCUUCAAAACGAGGCUCAGAGAAGAGGACAUCUACUACCAUGUAUGUAUUAAGGGACAGUUCCAAGAUUCUGGGAAACAAAGAUAAAUCAACUUAUUCAUUGGCUCGCAAACAAGAUGUUCAACAACUGAAUGAUAAGCCUAUCAAUUCAGGAUCUAUAACAGGAAAUGAAUUAUUAGAAGGGGAAAAUGGAGGUACAGGAUCCACUGGUUCUGGGAAGAAGAAAAUCCUACUUCUAAAAGGAAAAGAAAAGGAAAUUCCUAAUGUUUCUGGCGGUUCGUUAAUGCAACAGAACACAGCCUCUCCUGACAAAACUGCUGCCCCGAAACAUAAUCAGCAGCGUGAAGCUAGUGGAAAGAUAAUCAGGAGCAUUCUUCUUAGCAGGGAUACUCGUCAAAAUCAACCAUCUUUGGGACCACAAUCAGAACUGCCUAUCCAGUCUUCUACUCAGGAAAGAGAUAAGAAACCUCCUCGACCCCCAAGUGUGCAAUCACUUCAGAAGGAUACAAAUGGGGCUCCUGAGGACAAGUUAGUCUCCAAUGAUUUGCAUGUUUUACCCACCGAGAAGCAGGGGAGACGGGGAAGGAACAAGGAUAGACCUGAUCGUGGUGUUUGGACUCCACUUCGACGUUCGGAUGGAUUACAUUCAAGUGAUGAAUCAUUAUCCUUGCCUGCUUCACAGACAUCUGAAACAGGGGAUGCAGCAGAAGGAACUCAUGUAGAAUCAAAGCAAGAUAUGCUGGUCACACGUGGUGGUGACUUCAGACCCCUAGGAGGUGGCCGUGGUAGGCAUUUCUCAUCUGACAAUGGAAUUACUGUAGGCCCUUAUAGGCAUGGGAUUCGACGUGGGUCAGCUUAUGAUGUGAAGGAAGCAGAUGGCUCUUCCAUUGUAGAGGGGAAAUCUUCAAAAAGGGGAGGUUCUUCUGGCUAUGGUUCUAAUGAGAAACAAGUGUGGGUCCAAAAGUCCAGGUCAGCUACAUAGUUUGGUUGUGUACGGUGAGCUUCGUUUUAAAUGACUGCAUUUCCCAUUGAUUUUGGUUCUCGUCUCUUUUUGCCAAACACAAGAUAUUACUGGCUCCAGAUUACAUAAUAAGUAAUACCUGUUAAUCUUAAAUUCUAGCUAGUGUUGGGCUGCGUAGGUUUUGUCUAGUUUCAUGCAGAGAAUCACCAUCCAGUUUAUACUUUUUACCACAACUCAUAGUUUCUGAGUCAGCCCUUUGAAAGUGUAGGUAAUUGUGUAUUAAGAAUAAGCAUUCGUGAUAUCUGUGUCCAUGAAGCUAGAUAUGAAUAUGAUGAUUGCAGUCAUAUGGUAUGCUGUAUUAUUUAUGCACAAUAUUUUCCCAAAUAUGUUUUUUUGCGUUACUAUCAAAUAUUGCAAUUUCAACAUCACCUUUCAAACUGUCUGGCUUGUACUGGUAAGAUGACAUUACAACUCUAUGUUCUUCUGGGGCCUAGCACUGAAUCUUUGGUGACUGCAGUAGUUAAAAUUUUGCAGUUUUUGCAGUGAAAUGCUUUUGUGAAUUGCCAUUUUGAAGCAUAAAUCAGGAUGCCCGAGAGAAUAUCCUGCAAAUGCAGGGUAUAUGGAGACAGAUGUGUUUAGCUUGGAAGACCAUAGAGGCCUUUCAGUUUUGCCUGAAUGCUACAGAUGGUAUUUACUGCUUGGUUGAUUAAGAAAUUAUGAUCAUAAGUCGAAGAUGGUCAGGGAAAAGAGCAAGAAGUUGAGAAAGUGAAUAUGUCAAGCGUAUAACACCACCAUAUUGAUCGGUGUCCCUUUGUUAGGUUUAUACUAAUUGACAAGGCUAUGCAUCUCCAGUUCUUGCCGUUGAUUUACUGGCUAUCAGGGAUGAUGAUGACUUUCAUUCGCUGAACUGUAAAUACAAAUCUGAAGUGGGUGUACUGCUACUGCUAUAUAGUAUGUGGUUUUGUCAAGCGGUCUUCUAUCCGGUUUCAGUAAAUUUACGAUUGUAGACCCUGGUUAGUACCGGGAUUUACUGUAUCCAGCUUUGUUUAAACCCAGUUGUAAGUGGUUUUAGUUGUAUGACACCCAACUAUAAACUGUGUAUCUUGAGGAAAAGGGAAUUAGGAAUGACUGCCAGUGCUGGACAGUGCUUUGACCUCAUUGCUUGUUGGUUUGAAUGGGAAAUAGAAUGAGCUUUUCCCUUUUGGGGUCAA
This is a messenger RNA of Salvia splendens (bonfire salvia), 3081 nucleotides long. RefSeq names its product regulator of nonsense transcripts UPF3. Lineage: Eukaryota; Viridiplantae; Streptophyta; Magnoliopsida; Lamiales; Lamiaceae. Bases 320 to 1891 code for a protein of 523 amino acids. Gene Ontology annotation, cellular component: cytoplasm; nucleolus. Gene Ontology annotation, biological process: nuclear-transcribed mRNA catabolic process, nonsense-mediated decay; positive regulation of translation. The record is from RefSeq and is a predicted model, not a curated record. The transcript is spliced from 12 exons. Gene Ontology annotation, molecular function: mRNA binding.